AGUUUCACAAAACCCCUCCUCUCUCACUUUCCCUUUGCUCUCACCCAAAUUUCACACACAUAUUUGUAAUAUAUUUUUAUAUACAGAGAGAGAGAGAAGGAGAUUUUUUAUAUAUUAAAUCUUUCAAAUUUCUCCGAGGAAAUGGCCGCCGUCAAUUUGCAACUGCCGCCGGGAUUCCGGUUCCACCCGACCGACGAAGAGCUCGUCAUGCACUACUUGAUCCGGAAAUGUGCAUCUCAAUCCAUCGCCGUUCCGAUCAUCGCCGAAAUCGACCUCUACAAGUACGAUCCCUGGGAAUUACCAGGUUUAUCUUUGUACGGUGAGAAGGAGUGGUACUUCUUCUCGCCCCGGGACCGGAAGUAUCCGAACGGUUCGAGGCCGAACCGCGCUGCCGGCAGCGGUUACUGGAAGGCGACCGGCGCGGACAAGCCGAUCGGUCAGCCGAAGUCAGUCGGAAUUAAGAAGGCGCUGGUGUUCUACUCCGGCAAGGCGCCGAGAGGCGAGAAAACCAAUUGGAUUAUGCACGAGUAUCGGCUCGCCGACGUCGACCGCUCGGCUCGGAAGAAAAACAAUAGCCUUAGGCUGGAUGAUUGGGUGCUGUGCCGCAUAUACAACAAGAAGGGGACGAUCGAGCGACGCCAGCAGCAGCAGCAGCAGGCGAGCGUGAGCAGCCGUAACAUGACGAGCGCGGUGACGACGGAGGAGGACACGAAGCCGGUGAUCCUGACGUCGGUGCCGGAGUCGUCGGCGAUGGUGUACGACGACUUCAUGUACCUCGACGCGUCGGAUUCGAUGCCGCGGCUGCACACGGACUCGAGCUGCUCGGAGCACGUGCUGUCGCCGGAGGUGGAGAGCGCGCCGAAGCUGGCGGAGUGGGAGAGGUCGGCGCUGGAUUUCCCCUUCGGGUACAUGGACGGCGGGGGAGCGGGCGGCGCGCUGUUCCAGGGGAAUUAUCAGAUGGAGUCGAUGCAGGAGGUGUUUGCGCCGUACAUGAGCAAGCCGUUUUGAGGGCUCGGGAGUUUUGGUCGCACGUGGCACAGGAGACUCGGGUCUAUGAGUGUGCACGUGCGACCGCGCCAGGGUUAGUCAGUGUGUUGUAGUAGACUAGUAGUGAUUAGUAGGUAAUUAAAUUUGUAUUACAGUGUAACUUGGGUUGGUAUAAAUGGAUGGAAAGUAUUAGUCAAA
Messenger RNA from Salvia miltiorrhiza (redroot sage), 1185 nucleotides. Its product is annotated as NAC domain-containing protein 2-like. The record is from RefSeq and is a predicted model, not a curated record. Lineage: Eukaryota; Viridiplantae; Streptophyta; Magnoliopsida; Lamiales; Lamiaceae. The transcript is spliced from 3 exons. Gene Ontology annotation, biological process: regulation of DNA-templated transcription. The coding region runs from base 142 to 1008 and encodes 288 amino acids. Gene Ontology annotation, molecular function: DNA binding.